This is a messenger RNA of Ooceraea biroi (clonal raider ant), 818 nucleotides long. It is a transcript of the gene Srp19, whose product is annotated as signal recognition particle 19. NCBI's taxonomy places the organism in Eukaryota, Metazoa, Arthropoda, Insecta, Hymenoptera, Formicidae. Gene Ontology annotation, molecular function: 7S RNA binding. Gene Ontology annotation, cellular component: signal recognition particle, endoplasmic reticulum targeting. Gene Ontology annotation, biological process: SRP-dependent cotranslational protein targeting to membrane; SRP-dependent cotranslational protein targeting to membrane, signal sequence recognition. The record is from RefSeq and is a predicted model, not a curated record.
ACUAAUAAUAAAAUGGUUCAAUUCUUUAUUGUUUUUGACAUUGGUGCAAUUAAAUUAAUGUGUAAUAUGUAUACAUGAGUGGUGUGUGGUUUUCUUCGCAGACAACAUGUCGCUUGCGUGGAACCCAGCAAAGAAGCAUAGCGAGCGUGAGAGGUGGAUAUGCAUUUAUCCGAUAUACAUAAACAGUAAAAGAAGUUUGGCUGGUGGACGAAAGUUGUCUAAAGAGAAAUGCGUGGAAAAUCCAACUCAUCAAGAAAUACGAGAUGUGCUGGUAGCGGCGGGUUUUAAUGUUGGCGUUGAGAAUAAGCUGCACCCGAAGGAACGCAGCAAGGAACCCGUGUAUCGCGGUCGCAUUCGCGUGCAGCUGAGAAAUGAUGACGGUACACCGGUACGAGCCGAAUUUCCUACUAGAGAUUCCGUUUUAGAAUAUAUCGGGACCACAAUACCGAAACUGAAGACUCGCCAAGGCAAACAGAGCUCGAGCGAGCAAACGUCACAUCAGCCGUCCACAUCAGCAUCGAAGAAAGGAAAAGGCAAGGGAAGAAGAUAAAGAGAGGGAAGAAGAUUCGAAACUAUUAUUUAUAGUGGAGCUUGGUUUGCACAUAUUUUUUAUUAUAUAAGAUGUCUGAAUGAUAUGCGUACGUGCAUGUAUGUACAUAUACGCAUAUAUAUAUAUAUAUAUAAAUAUUAAAAAAAUAUAUAUGUCUAUAUAAAAGAAAAUAUAAUAGAAAAGUUCUAAGAAAAUGUAGUUUCCUAUAAAAUCAUAAUACAAUAAUAUUAGAAAAACCUUUAAAUUACAAAUACAUCCAAGUUGGAGA